GGAGUGCUUUGGAUCGGGCAGCGUGCCGGGCACCGACCGAGAGCCGGAGUCAAAACACUGAGCACACCGUCUCCCGAUGGAAGGGUCCAGAAGCGACGGUGGCCAAGCGAGGGAGCAUCUCAGCGACCGUAGGACUGUCGGUGCGGACGACCACUGACCCUAAACUUACACCUGUGACGGAGUGGAGUAACGUUCGGAGGCUUGUGCAGUUUUCGUUUUCGGUUGUGUGACUUCGGGGUCUGCUCUGCCCCGGAAAAAAAAAAGAACCCAUGCCGGCUCCGUAUCGACCCAACAUGGCCGCGCUUCUCGUGUUUGGGCUGUGGGUUGCUGCUGCGGGAUUUCCCUGUGUGAUGUGCUCUGCAGAGAGUGUGGGCUUCGAGGCAGCUUUUCAAGGUGAAUGCCGAGUGGACGGCCCGUGUCAACAGAUGUGCUUUGACUUGCACGACGGGACGUUCGAGUGUGGAUGCACGCCCGGCUACCGGCUAUCUUCUAACGGCUACAGCUGCCAACUCUUGCAACAAGGGGAACCGGAACCGGAGAACCGGCACAAGGGCGAGGCCCCCACCGUCUCGGCCAGUGACGCCAAACAGAGGACCACGAGCAGUGGCGCUGGAUACCUGAGGCAAACGCCACUCAUGCGGAGACGAAUGCACGGAAACUCCAUCAACACUCCGGGAAGCCAGAUGAGGCCCGCCCGCCCGGACGAAGGAUCAGCCGGAGAUACUGAGUACGAGAACAACGUGGAUGUCAUCCUGGGCGAAGACGCCGACCUGUCUCGGCAGCAGCAGCAGCAUCGCGGCGUCGGCGCCAGCCAGUUGUCCCGCUCGGCGGGUCACAAGCGGGCUUCGCAAAGCGGCGCUGAAGCAGCCGACGGUUGGCAGGGUGACGACCCAGGUCCGGCUGCGGCAUCGGGGGAAGGCGACCGGCAGCGUUCCUGGCAAGAGGACGACCCUUGGUCCGAGGAUGCCCCGUACCCGUCGGACAAGCAGCGUAGGCGCCGUGGACCGGCCACCGAGGCCGGCGGAGAGGGAAGCCGCUACGAGCCUCCUCUCAACACGAUCGCCAUGACGACCGUGGCCACCACCGGCGACGAGUCGGUGCCGGCUCCAGGAAUGACGUCGCCGUGCCAGCAGCUCUCCUGCUCGAGGACGGGCCGUUGCGUCCAGGACGAACGAACGGGCAGCGUGCGAUGCGCAUGCGCUCUCGGCUACACGGGCGCCUUCUGCGACCAAGAAGUGGACCUGCGACGUCCCCGCUUUUCCGGUUCGUCGUACCUGGCCCUGCCGACGCUGCGGGACGCGCACAAGUCGAUGCAGAUCACGCUCCAGUUCCGGCCGGAGACUCACGACGCCCUGCUCCUCUACUCCGGAGAGACAGCGGAGCUCCAGGGAGACUACUUCGCCAUCCUGCUGUCCAAGGGCUUCGUCGAGUUCAGGUUCGACUGUGGCAUGGGUCCUGGAACACUGCGCAGCGAUCAGCCGGUGCUGCUCAACGCCUGGAACACGCUCACAGUGUACAGGGACCGAUGGGACGCUUGGAUGCAGCUGAACAGCGGCCACCAGGUUCAAGGACGUUCCAAAGGCCUGUUCUCGAGGAUAACUCUGCGGCUGAACGUCUACCUCGGCGGGUCUCCCAACGCUAGCCUCGCUGCCGGCAGGCUGGGCGUCAGGGAAGGAUUAGUGGGCUGCAUUCGACAUCUGGAGAUUAACGGGCGCCGCUACGACUUCCGGUCCACGUCGCUAAGAGGCGACGCCAUUGAAGGCCUCGACGUUGAUGAAUGUGGCGGUGACGGAUGCAGUGGAGUGAGCUGUCAAAACGGCGGUCAGUGCAUCGCCAAUGGAGUGGAACAGGGUGUAUGCCUCUGUGCCUUGGGCUUCGCGGGAGCCUCAUGUGAAACACCUGUGGAGAUCGUGGUGCCAUCUUUUAAUGGGUCGUCCUACCUCCGGUUUCCCGGACUGGGCAAUGACCAUCUGUCAUUCCUGGACGUCCAGCUGGUCAUGAAGCCUCUGUCACCGCAUGGUGUCUUUUUCUACAACGGAGCUAAGAUGGACGGCACGGGAGAUUUUGCGUCGCUCCAAAUGGCCGACGGUCACGUCGAGUUCCGCUUCGACCUCUCUACUGGCACAGCAGUACUCAGGAGUCCGUUCUCGGUGGCCCUUGGUGAGUGGCACGUGGUGAAGGCCUCCCGCACCGGUCGACUCGGAACCCUGAAGAUCGACGGCCAACCCAGGGUGGAGGCCCACUCGCCGGGUGCAUUCACACAGCUCUCGCUUCCUCUGAACCUUUACCUGGGUGGCGUGCCGGACCCUAAGGAGACGGCAGUCGGUGCCGACAUUAUGCAGUCCUUCGUUGGCUGUGUACAAAGGCUGACCAUCAACAACCGGCCAGUGCGGCUGAUGCAAGAGGCCCUGUCAGGAGUGAACGUGGAGAACUGUGUUCAUCCUUGCGUCACGGGCCCCUGUUACAAUGGCGGUGCCUGUCAGCCACGCAUGGAUCUGUACGCCUGUCACUGCAAACUUGGCUAUGCCGGAUCCAACUGCCAGAAUGAGGUGAAGGAGGCCAUUGCAGAACCAAUGAUGGGUGGAGCCAGCUACCUACAUUACACAUCAGAUGACAUCAUGCGAAGGAUACGUGGCGACCAAUUGGACGUUGUCCUGGCCUUUCGGUCAUUCUCAAGUCACGGCCUGCUGUUUUGGGCCGGAGACUCUAGCCAACAGAACCGUGGUACCCUGUACUCGCCAUCGGACUAUCUGUCGUUGGGUCUGGAGAAAGGUCUACUGACAUUACGCUUCAACCUUGGUUCCGGGGAGGCGCAGCUCUGCUGGAACACUACGCGGGUUGACGACGGCCGCUGGCAUCGUGCAGCUUUGAGCCGAAGUCGUCAGCUGGCUACGCUGGGUCUCGACGGGACAUCACCCGUGGCAGUGACGUCCCCAGGACGACUGAGGCAGCUGAACGUGCGCAGCGGACUUUACAUUGGUGGCAUUGGCGACGUUGCCCACGUGACCAGAGGGCGCUACAAAUCGGGCCUGGUCGGUUGCGUUGCCAAUCUUACCCUCGCCAGUAACUACCACGUCCGGCUGGUCUCGCAUGCUGCAACAGGCAUCAAUGUACAACCCUGCCUUUGAGCACAAGGCGACGCACCGCACGUACAGCCCCCUGCAUAAGUAUGACCAGGCUCAGUGAACAGCGCACCAGGUAGCCCCAGAGAUCCGUUGUGCCCACACUUUCGUUUUGCCACAAGAACUGAUGCGUUAUGCGAGCGCUCUCCAGGUGGGUGACGUGACAGUAGUAGGCUGAAGCAUCAUGCAAGACAUGAUUGUUCUGUCUGAAAUAAAGUAUGCACUGAAGGUCGAAUGCUAUGACAACACUGCCCGUCAUAGCCUAAUUUAGAAACCCGCUAGUCAACAUACUUAGCUUUCUUUUCAUUCCACAACGCGCCAGGAGCAAUGUCUUCAUUGCCAGAUUCCCCGGGGACCAUUAAGAAGCGACGCUUGGGCUACCCUGGCUGCGACAAAGAAGACAGAACAGAAGCUCUGAAACUAUGGAUAACACGUGCGAAAAUCCUGAAUCUGCCUGCAACGGACGCUGCCGUGACAGCUUUUGCGACGCCUAGAAACUACGCAAGUGCCCACGCUACCAUUCUAACCCAAAUGUUACUCUCCAACGUCGCGCCUUACGUGCUCUACCCGUGACAUCACAAAGUAUGGCCACAAGUAGUCGGACACUACGUGACAAUGACGUCUGACGCGCAGUCGUGGUAUGAACUCUUGUUAAGUUGAUUGGAGUGGCCCGAAUAGAUGUGUGUAGUGCUAUAAUUAACCCAAUGGAUUUCGUGCCACCAUAGUUAUCCUCGCCGAACCAUGCGGAAUUCGUGGACAGAACUACGACAUCCGCCAGCUUUGCUACGCCUUGAAGCAUGCAAACAAAGAACUGCGACCAGCGCUCGUCGGACAAUGAGUAGUCAUACAUGCAAUGUGCUGUGAAUGCUUGUGAAGAGAUGGAAGCAUGCGUUACGAUGUGGUGUAUGCUUGAUCACCCUUGUACGGUUACAGCUAAUGUGUCUGCACCUUGUCUCAUUCCUGUAGGUGUACAAUGCAGCACAAUCACCGAACAUGGUAAUUCCCUGCAACAGUAAUGUUCUGAAGUGCAUUCUAGCCCUACAGGAUUGAUAUCCUUUGUUCAUAAAAUCUCAAAUGGUAACGUGUGCGCACGCAUUUGGUAGAAAAUACUUACUCCUUAAGUAACUAUUCAUACCGUGGCUUAUAAUAGGCUGAUUAAUACGUUUUGAACGUGCACCACAUGCUACUAGCACAGAAAAUGUGAGACAAGGCACGCACAUGUGUGUGUGUUUCCCAAUUGUUCUUGUACAAAUGUCUCCUAGCAACCACUCCUGCUUAUGUAAUACCUCUAGUUCAAACAGCCACAGAAGCGUUUACAGAUAACAGAUGACUACGCUUUAACGUUCAAGCCACAGAACAUGCAUGCGUUUGUAUCACAGCUCCAAGCUUCGCGAGAUGAUCGUGGCUCCACGUGAAUUGUGGCAUGACUCGAGGGUAUGAUGUUCUGCUUGAAAUCUGUGAAGUAGAGUGUACUUUAGGGAUAAAACUCUCCUGUAAAACCUGCAAGGUAGGUCUCGGAUCUGGAUUGUUACAUUCCGUAUGUGGACUGCAGAAGUACGAGACUUCACCAUGCAUUUAACGUAAGUUAUUGCCUUCAGCACUUCUUAUUACCUUGCAUCUAUUGUUGCUGCGCUCGGCGUGCUUCUGCAUGUACUUAUAAAUUUCCGGAGAUUCUUCGUACGCACCUUCCAAUUGUGAUAUGACCCAGCACUUUGCCCUGUGUGCGUGCGUGCGUGUGUGUGUAGGCUGGCAAGAACGGACGUGUAGGGUGCAAGAAUGCGUUGUGAAUUUUCGCGACACUACCGCUAGCAAGUGUACACGAUAUUGUUUGGUGUUCCCUGGUUUUUAAUGAAUGCGGAAGCACCAGAACUAAUACUGUUCAGCAACAGCGAGAAUUUCCGCACAUGCAGUGCAUAUAACAAUAUCUUUAUUUGCCAGAACUUGAA
This is a messenger RNA of Rhipicephalus microplus (southern cattle tick), 5068 nucleotides long. RefSeq names its product pikachurin. Gene Ontology annotation, molecular function: calcium ion binding. NCBI's taxonomy places the organism in Eukaryota, Metazoa, Arthropoda, Arachnida, Ixodida, Ixodidae. The record is from RefSeq and is a predicted model, not a curated record.